Molecule: messenger RNA, 5369 nt
Organism: Culicoides brevitarsis
Lineage: Eukaryota; Metazoa; Arthropoda; Insecta; Diptera; Ceratopogonidae
Gene: vir
Product: protein virilizer
Exons: 5
Coding region: 124-5304 (1726 amino acids)
Cellular component (GO): RNA N6-methyladenosine methyltransferase complex
Molecular function (GO): RNA binding
Source: RefSeq, a predicted model, not a curated record
ACUCGGAAAAAAAUAAGAAGCUUAUCAAUUUUGCUUGUUUUUUGAUAAAAAUAUCGUUAUAUCCGGUCAAUUUUUGCUUUAAUCCGUCAUUGAGUGCGCGCAGUACGAGAAACGCAUCGAGAAAUGUCGGACGAAGACCCAGAAUUGUUAUUUUUCGACACUUUUGCUCACGAUGUUGCUGAGAAACUCAACUUGGAUUUGGUGCAAUUUCCGCAACCAGUGUACAUCACGGAGAUUCGGAUAAUCCCGCUCGGAGCUCGAGUGCAAUCCGAUGGUUCAUUUAUCCGGUUGGGAGCGACAAACCCUUCGAAAUUUCAUGUGGAUUUCUUCGUGAAUGAUUUGCGGAAACCUGGAGCUUCUACUUUCGAGUGUCUCGGAGCUUUUGAGUACAAUCAGAACGAUUGUAUUCAUCUCUCGUGCAUUCCGGAGAACGGUCGAAAAAUCGCUACCGAUGGAUUGGUGCUAAAAGGUUACUACACGACAAUAACCUUGGCUGUUUAUGGCUACGUCACGAAAAAUAUCGUUGAAACGUUCAUCGAAGAAGACGAUUUGCUGCCCGGCAACGAUUUGUCCUCCAUGGAAAUCGCGGAUGACGUUAACGAAGACAUUGACGGACUCUGGCCCGAAGAUGCGGCUCCCGUGGCAAUUGGCGAUCCGCAAAAAGUCUUUGUCGAGACACCGGAUGCCUUUUAUUCGGAUGGCGAUGUGCCCAAAGAUCCACGUCGUCGUCGUACUCGCUCCAAUUCGUGCGAAAAAGACACCGACAGUGGCAAGGAAAUGUCUCGGCGACGUCGCGAAUGGUCUCGUAGCCCCCCGGAUCAUUAUCGGGCAUCGCGUUUACGUUCGCCGAACGAUUUGCGACGUCCUCGGUCGCCUUCGUGCAACUCCAACGACUCGAAAAUCGUGAUGGCAGUGCGUUCACCGACACCAGCAACGCCAAUUAUCGAACGAAUGGACGAUGACAUCGAUUCGCCGAUUGACGAAUUUGAAACUAUCGAAAGUGACGAGGACAUUGGCGAAGGAGAUGCUGAAUAUGACUUGCUGGAAUACGAGGCGGGGUACUUUGAGGUCGUAAAUUCGUUCAAUCCGUUUGAACCGUUGAAAAAGUACGCGAACGAACAUUCGGUAACGCAAAUGCAGCAACAUCAACAACGAAAAUUCGACAAUUUCAAGAAGAAUUUGAUGGUUUUUGAAGCAAGACAAGCUUUUACGCAGGAAAAUUUCCUUUUUGAAAGCAAUGAGAACAAAAAUGCGUGGGUUGAAAAUGUGGAGCAACUCAUCCAACAACUCACGGUAUUCAAUCAAAACGAUCAUUCACGUAAUUUGGGCAUUAUUUCAACUUUUGUCAAGGAAGAAAGUCCCGAGCUGAAGGUUUUGGCGGAAUAUAUCAAGAUUGGCUUGGAUUACAACAUCGCCGUGGAUCAACCAAAGCCUCCAUAUAAAGUUCGUCAUAUGAAAGCUGGCAUCCGCUUGGUUGAACUUCUUUGCUGUUACGAGCCAAUCAUCCGUUAUGUGCUCUACACUGCCGAAAUCAACGUUUUUCAACAACUUUUCUCCAUGUUUUUCCAACAAUACAUGGCGCUGUCCAUCCGUUUGAUGAUUUUCAAGGCAAUUUAUUCAAUUUUAGACUCUGAUACCGCCGUGAAAUACUUCCUUGGCAACGAAAACGAGUUCAACGGAUACCAAACUCUCGUCGAAAUGCUUCAAGAAAACCCGAAUGGACGUCAAAUCAUCGCCAUUGCCGCAAUUUUGAAAAAAUUAAACUUGUACGAAGCUUUUACGAGUGUCAAGGAAUCUACUUUGAAGAUUUUCGCAACGGAAAAUGCCGAUCCCGAAGAUAUUCGAGUACUGACAGAGUCAUUAUCGGAAGUAGACAAGGCUUUACAAGAUCGUUUUUCGUUCGCGCAACCUAGGAGAUUUCUUCCGGUGUCGGCGCAGUUUGAAAUUCCAAAAGAUGCGCAUUCUUUUCCGUUCGCCAUGAACGGAAUCAAGGCUUAUAUGCAAUCAAAGGGAUUUUUGGAGACCCUAACGUUGAUUGUCUUGGCCAAAAAUAAAGUUUCCACGAAUUUGACUACUUUGGCAUACGGUUUGUUGGAAAAUAUCAUCAAAAAUCCCUUGGGACUCAAUUAUUUGAUCGACAAUAUCGAGCAAACGAACAUUUUGGUGCGAGAAUUGUUCGGAUUGAAAGACACAGACGAGUUAGAAGCCGAAUUUGACCCACUUUUGUCGAUUCACGCGACGAAAGCAAGAGCUCUUGCCAUGGAAAUCGCUUAUAAAGUGCAAACUAUUUAUUAUUUGGAUGCAAUUAUGGACACAAAACACGAUAAUAAUGCUUUAAUGGAACAUUUACAAGCUUUGUACACCUUAUGUUUCAAUUCCGGACGAAAUUUCGUCUUUGAAACGUUAACUAUGGAUAAUAAUUUGGAACCUUUGUUAUCGUGCAUCGAAACUGAGAAGCUAAAAUUCAAGGAUGGAUCACCUGAUGUCAAAAAUAAGUCACCUGUCCUCAUUUACGCCGUCGAUUUACUCGACAGUUGUGUCCGUAACUCGAACGACAUCAAGUAUUUGGAGGAGCAUAGCGGCACAUUGCUGUAUCUCGUGAAGCAACAUGACCUUUUCGAGCCUUCUGUGUCGGCGAUGUUGCAGGAAAUGGCAGUUUAUCUCAAACCGCUUGAUAUUUCAAAUAAUGUUGCGAAUUUCGAGGAGAUUCCCGCUUUAGUGGAACAAAUGAAACGCAGUGUGGAGUUUAUAACAACUUACCCUGGGGAUCUCACGAUGGCUUUACGGAUCAUUCGUCAUAAUUCUUUGACAGCUUUCGCGGAUGACGAUGAAAAAUUCGAUAUGGAUCACGUCGAACUCAAGCACAAAUACUUUUUAUUGCAAUUUUACUCGGCGGAUGGCAUGCAAGUUCUCAUGACGAUCCUGGAUAAACUCAACAAUUAUUACAUGCAACCUGGAAUGCACACCGCUGGAUUGGCAACGACACAAGGAUUACUUCUCGUUCAAGUCCUGCUUCCCACAAUUCAGAUCAUUCGUCGCAUUUUAACGUUCGUUAUUCAAGCCAGAAAUGUCGAUUUCAAGGAUUUAACGGCAAUCGAGCCACUUUUGAGGACUUUCGGGUUAGUAAAUGCCAUUCCCGAUCGCGGCAUCGCCUAUAACGACGCUCAAAAGGUCGAAACUGAGAUAAUUAGAACACUUUUGGCUUAUACCCAACCACGAGCGACAGACGGUUUCGACACUGCCAACAUCCACAAGAGCUUAUGGACCUUAAUGAUCGGCGAAUUGUUGAAAUUUAUCGUUACGGGACCCUAUUGCUUCAUUCCGGGAUUGUUAGUUUUUUCGGAAUUGCUUCCGUUGCCCCUGCCAAUUCCCACAAAAGAGCCCCUCGAUGAGAAGGAAGUAGCGCAAGUGGUUACCGAACGUCAAAUGUGGUCUGCGCAUUUGCAUUCGCAAAGUAACGCGAUAACGGAGAUGAUUCAAACGACCGUUUUGUCAAGUAAUCCGGAGAUUUUGAUCAUUUUGUGCAGAGUUGCGUUGCAAUUGUCGGAUUUGGCGCCGAAUAUGACGUUGUUGGUGUCGAAGGCGAUUUCGGAGUUGAUUCUGAAUGAGCCGUUGGAGGAUGUUGCGCAGUCUGAUCAGAACGAGUCAUCUCAAACGGGAGUUGCUACUUCACAUCAUGCCCGUUUACUGACCUUCCUCUCCAACUUGGUUGGAUAUCCUUCUACAAAAGUUUCAAUCUUUUCCGUGCUUCCGGGCAAGAUGAUGGAUAUUUGUGACACGAUUCUCUGCACUGCCAACGACUCCGAAGCGCAUCUCACGGCACAAGAAAGCAUCCUAACGGUCUUCCAAAACCUCUUGGAUACGGAAAUAACGAUGGUUGUCGAUGCUGGAUCCAGUCCCGAAAUGAUGCUUGCUUGUUCGUUGCCAUCUCGCGAAUUAUUGCUCAGUAUCGCGCACAGUGUCUUGGGAAAUCUCUUAAUUUGCACCAAAGUCGGAAGUUACAUGAUGGCAUUGCGAACCCUUCAAAUUCUCACGGAAUACGACAUAAGUGUGACUUGUUUGCGCAUGGCACUGAACAAAAGAUCGGGAAUUUUGAAUCAAGUUACGAAAAAUUUGUAUGCGGCAAUUGUCGAAAGUCACGCCGAAUAUCGCGAAAUUCUCUGCAUCCUCAUGGAUUUCAUGAAAGCUUUGAUUACGGUGAAAGAACGCAAGGACGAUCGCAAUAUCCCGAUCCGAACAAUUGCAUUCAUGGCAAAACAACUUUGCAAAUUCCUCGAAUGGCCUCAGGAGAACUGCAAAAAACGCGAACACGCAUUGACGCAGUUGUUGGUGUUCCUUCAGAGCAAGAAAACGGAGACCGAGUCGCCGACGAAGCAAGAAAUCGAAGAAAAUCUCAAUGAAUCUGCCAAAUUCGAUGAUGGCUUGGAAGAGUGCGUGCAGAAUUUGAUUAAAUUUUUGAAUGAAAAUGUCGAUUUGGUCGAUCCGACAAUUUCUGAGAACUCGUUGAGUCAAUUUGACGCAUCGUUUGACUUUACAUUUCCGCAAGCGGAGGGAAUUGUAACGCAAUUUAGUUCGCGCCAAGUGUUUUUCGUCACAGACGAAGCAGAUGACAGCUUAACAGCCAAUCAUUGGUUGAAUUUGCCCGUUUUGGAAGAUGACCCAUUGACGGAAAAGGUUCCCUGCGACAUGAUGGAAAUUGUGAGCAACUGUUUGCCUGCUGACACGAACAUCACAGCGGAAUGUAAGCGAUUAUUGCAUCUUUCGGCAUCACCUCAAUCGAAUCGUGAUCGUCAAACGGCAGCACAUUGCUAUCGCACACGUAGAGUUGACAUCGAUUUGGCAACAGGGCGUCCCGAAACAUCCAGACGCAUCUAUGGAAAAUUCACCUCAAUUCGUGGUCGAGGAUAUCCCCGUGGCACUCAAAGUCGUUCAGAUUUGUUCCGUUCACGUCCGCCAAACACUUCUCGGCCUCCAUCGCUACAUGUUGAUGACUUUACGGCGUUGGAAAGUCAUGGAGCACAACCCACAGGCCCCACGGGAUACAAUAAAUUGCCAAUUAUUCAACGUGGAAGGGGACGUUCUCGGAUUCUUACACGAGGACGUUUCAUCAGGGGACGUGGAAAAUACAUUUCAAGCUCUUCAUGGAACUCGUCACCAUCAUCUGGGGCACCGUCAUCCCAUACAACGUCAAGCAGGAGACCAUCUCGGUCAUACACAUCGACUCGUUAUAACACAAGUCGUUAUAUAACUGGAUCUUCGACUCGUGGGCGAUACACCCGUUAUAUUAGACCUUAUCCACGUUAAAGGAUGACAUCAAAAAUUUUCAAUUUUUCUGCUAUUUUUAAUAUUUUGAUUCAAUAAAACCUAAU